Molecule: messenger RNA, 5237 nt
Organism: Ciona intestinalis (vase tunicate)
Lineage: Eukaryota; Metazoa; Chordata; Ascidiacea; Phlebobranchia; Cionidae
Source: RefSeq, a predicted model, not a curated record
GUAACCUAAAUUUGUAAAUAAUUUGUAUAAGCAUAAAAGUAAACAUAAAGAAAGUCAAAAUGAAGUUUCUUACCGUUUUAAUUUUGAUGCAAGCGAUAAAAAUUAGAGCAGAGACGCUGGACGUUAAAGCUGGCAUGUUACGAUCACCAACAGCAACAGAAUGCGGCCAGGCCGAUGGACAGAGCUUUGUUAAAACUUGGACGUUUUUACUUUUUUCGAAAUCAUCGUCACUAUAUCUUACUUUUCCAAGUUUCAGGCUUACUGACUGCUCCAAGGAGUAUUUGGUUAUUGAAAGCACAAAAAUCGAAGUAUUUUGCGAAAAUACCAAGCCAUGUUCAUCUCUGUAUACACGACAUUCUGUAAACGUCACUUAUGUUUCAAACACCAAGCUUUGCCAGGGGUUAUUUUCUGUUUACUUCAACAUUAUCGAUUUGGUGUUAAAAGUCUCAGACAGUCAUGUCAUAACUGGACAAAAGCUUGAUUAUUCGGUUACUUUGACCAAUUUGCCAGAAGCACGACCAACGUUUUCAUGCGCACUGUAUUUCGGAGACCAAUCGCACGUUAUAUUAAGCACAUACUACGCGGCUGUUCAGCAUGCCUACACACUACCGGGAAAACGCCACAUAAUCUGUCAUUGCAGCACCGACAUACAGCCAAUGGAGUUUAUGAGCGCAUCGAUGGAAGUCAGUGUAGAAAGCAUUCUGACAAAAAGAAGUUUGGCUCUAUAUUUCGAUUCCUUAAAGUUUUCUUUCGGAGGUCCAAUAACGAUCACUCUGCGACAUAAAUAUCUGUUCCCUAUUUUGUACCAGUUACGAAUCGGAACAGUUGUUCUUUCCGAAGACACAGGCAACUUUAAUGCGAAAAAGUACAUUUCAAAAUCUGAGCAUCAAACACAGUUUACUUUAGAUCAGGCGGCAAUCGAACGUCUCGGACCCGGAGACCACCGACUGGUAUUGGACUUAAUAAACAGCGUAUCGUCAUUAAGACACGAGACGGAAAUUAUCAUAACCAAAGCUUUGGUAGGCUUACAGGUUUCAACGAACCCAUUCGUUGGAGUCUGGCCAUAUAAUUUUACAGCAAACAUUACUAUACUAGAAGGAGCACCUGCACGUAUAACAACAGAUGUUUUGACAUAUCCUGCCAAUGCAUUAGUUGGGACAGUCGACACAAUGUGUUUCAAUGCGUUUCAGUGCCAUUCCUCUAAGGUUGAAACUUCCGUUUCUACAUCAAUGCAGCAAUAUCAACUACGAGUUACUGCAGUUAACGACUUGUCUACAGUCACUUUUAUAUCAGAUUCUUUCCGAGCUGCCCCUAAAAUUAUUGAUAUAAAAAUUGUUUUACGAACACAGCACAUCGCCUCAGGCAUACCAGCAAGUAUUGAUUUUUACGUCCGUGGAAAUCCAGGGAAAUAUCAGUUAUGUUACGCCUAUGAAGGAAAGAGCAUUGAAAGCAAACUUGUACUUUCCGAAAAUGCACCUACCAAUGAAGUAUAUCCAAAUGUACCGUUUGACUCCACUCAGUAUCACAGGUUGGAAAAGAAAAUUACUUUCAGCGACGGAGGUUACCAUGUACUGACGGUGUCGGUAAAGAACAAGGUUCAGCAAUCGUUUUAUUUUAAGAAAAGUUUUCAAGUGAAAAGAUCUUCUUCAUGUUUAAGUGUAGACAUUGAUGAUGGCAGAAAAUUUGAGAGCAAUUUUGCCAUUCAGAUAUCUUCAAAUUUCGCAAUAGGUACAAAUGUGGAAAUUACAUGCAACGAGUAUUCUGAAGUUAAAUAUUUAUGGAAAGCUUACAAAACAACAUCGAAUUUGGACGAACCAAGCCCAGAUAACCUGGUUGCUUUAAAUGGGAAGGUUUCUAAUCCGGAAAUUGUGCUCAUGCCAGGUGACUACGAACCUGGGUUUUAUGCAAUAACACUUGCUGUGACAGUGCAUGCGUUUAAUGGGGACGUAAUUGAACGGGAAGAGGACUUGACACGGAUUGAAAUAAUCAGACCGACCGCAGAAGCAAAGAUAAAGGGCGGAGUCAGACGCGAAAUAGGGAACUUUUCCGAAGUAUUACUAGAAGCAACGGUUGUGACAAAAACUGCAAACAUUAUUCUUUCCUACCAAUGGUUGUGUGCAACCUCUAAAGAUGACUUGCCCGACGAUCCAGAACUUGGAAGGAUUAACAGAAAAGGGUCGUGUUUUGGUACGAAUCCUUUGUCUAUCGGAAUAGGAAAUCCUUUAAAAGUGACGAAAUUUGAACCAAGUUCUCACUAUUUCAUCCGAUUGUUUGUAUCAGGAAGCAAUCUUAACACUGCGUACACGGAUCAAAAGAUUGUAACUUUGUCUUCGCAGCAUCCGCAAUUAGACUUGCAGUGCUUAUCAAACUGUCACUGGAAAGUUGCUUCUCAGCGAGCAAUCAUACUUCAAGCAGAAUGCAGCGAAUGUGUGAGGCACACUUGGGCUUUAAAUUCUGAAGUGUAUACUUUGUGUGAGGAUCAAAGCACAUGCAAAAUACCAGUGGCAAGGAUCGCAGCAAGCAGAUCUGGAACUCAAACCAUCGAGACAACUGGAGUAAACAGUCUGGGAAACCAAGCAACGGCAAUGUACAACUUUGAAAUAAAGACAGCCCCGAGUGAUGGCUCAUGUAAUAUAUCCCCGACAACCGGCACUGCCUUCGUAACGAUGUUCACUGUAAAAUGUCAGGGAUUUUUAGAGAGCACAGAUCGAAUAAAGUAUAAGUUCACAGUUAAAACCAAAAAAUUAGGAGAGUAUCUGGCACAGAGCGGUUAUGACAAUACUUUGGAAGAUGUUACUUUGCCCAAAGGCGAUCUACCGCAUAAUGAAGUUGCAAUACUGGUGGAUGUAUGCGAUGGGGAAUCGUGCAGCAGAUACACGCUUAAAGCUGAAGUGGUAAAAAGCACAGCAGUAUCAACAGUACCGUUUGCACUCUUUGCUGAAAUCGACAAUGCUCUUAAAAGUAAGAAUCUUGAAAACUUAGUGCAGCUCGUUGUGCCAGUGUCUUCGACUGACGUGAUUACAGCAACAAAGAGAAAUACGAUCAUUUCUGCGAUGAAAGACGCUGAUGUGGUUUCUGUCGAAAAAAGUCAGCAAAUCAGCGACUUGUUGGAUCACGUUACAAAUCAUCCAUCUGAUAUCUCAUCAGACAGCUCGGAUAUCGCGUGGAACAAACUUUCUGAAGUAAAAGACUUUGUUGAGGACUUGUCUUCUGAAGCGGAUAUUGCUCCAAUCGUGACGUCUUCUGUAGGCACCAUCGCAAAUUUAAUGCAGUCGCCCAAUUUCACAAAAUCGAAGGUCGAGGAAACAUCUCAGAUUAAUGAAUUCGGAAGACUCAUGUUGAACGAGAUUGCUCCUGGGGAUCCUCCUAUGAGCUUUGAAACGUCAGCAACAAAAACUACUUUAAUGAAAUUAAAUUCAAACUCCAUGGAUCGUCUUAGGAAUGUUUACGCUGAAGUGCAGGUCCCGGAUCUAUCGCCAAGUGCUGAUGUUCUCAACCUCGAGAUUGAUAAAUACAACACGAAGAAAAUUAACUUUGACACCGGCGAUCGUAGCGUGGAUCAUGUCACUGCCAUCUCUUUGACUGAAGGAAUUGAGGAUCCGGAUCCGAUUCUUUCCGGAAAUUUCCGAAGUGUUCCGAUCAAAUUUCAAGUAUCACGCAAACCAAGUGGCUCGCAAAUAACCCUCGCUCCAACACCAGAUUGCAAUGCAACUUUAUGUAAAGACAUGACUGGGACAGUAACCCACCAUAAACAAUCAAGCGGCCCCGAAAACCUGCAGGCAGCCUUCGUUAUCGUCGAUGUAAAAGCGGCGAACGCUAACACUACCAAAAUUAAAAUCGUUGUUUCAGACGAAGCAUCUGAAAAUUUCACUAUUUCAAAAAUCUUUCACGAUUGGCAAGCAACGUGGCCAAUUUCCUACCCAGUAAUCCCAAUACAUGUGAAGAAGUUGAGGAUCAGCGUGACUGUGUCAUUUGCUGAACCACUUAACAUACAAAGUGAACCAGUUACAGUCCAAUUAGCUGUAUAUUUGGUUAACUGCAUGUACUGGGAUGAUUUCGUAAAUAACUGGAACGAUAUUGGAUGUAAGCCCAACGUGAGUCGAGAAUUGCCAAACGUUAUGUGUGAAUGCAACGCCUCAGAACCAACGAAGAUUGGAAGAAGUGGUGGCAUAACAAAAAAACCUGCUCUGUUUGCAUCAAGGCUAAUUGUUUACCCUCACAGCAUAGCUUAUGACGAGCUUUCUUGGAAUUUGUGGACUGAGUUUAUGGAAAAUCCGAUCAUUGGUGGUGUUCUUGUCACCCUUUUCUCGACUUAUUUUACACUUCUCUGGUUCGCUUUUAAAAGUGACCAAAACAUGUUGACCGAGAAAUCAUAUAUCAAUGUUUCAUCUAAUUCCAAAUCCGAUAACUACCGGUAUUUCGUUACAAUUUAUACUGGGAACGCUCCGAAAGCAGGGUCAAGUGGAAUUGUUGCUUUUACGUUGUUCGGUUCUGAUGGUAUGGGAAAGCCACAUGUGUUACAGAAAAGAGGAGAAACGGUGUUCACUCGAAGUAGUGUGCGAUCGUUUCUUAUAAAGUCUAAAGAAAGUCUUGGCGCAAUCAUUGCUAUUAGUGUCCUGCGAUGCCGAGAUGAAAAUACAAGAAAAUGGUAUCUACAACGAAUGGUGGUUAGAGACUUGGAGACCGAUCACUGCUGUUUCUUUCUCUGUAACUGCUGGAUUGGAGAAGACGAAGAACAUUUCUUUAGAGUGGCCGUUGCUCAGGAGCUGCAGUCAUUUUCCCAACUAUUUCGUCUUGCUAGCGAAAACUUUUGUCGCGACAGACAUACUUGGCUCACUGUUCCGGGAAUGAGGCCAUGGCAUCAGUACAUUAUGACCCGCGUUCAGCGCUUAACGGUGUGCUACCAUUUAGUUUUUCUUCUUGCCCUAACCACGCUUAUGUUCUACGACAAAUCGUCAGAGGAUCAAGCUUUUGUAUUGCAAGCUGGAACUUUGUCUGUCUCAUGGUCAACCAUUGCAAUUGGACUAGAAAGUGGUCUUCUGUGUCUUCCAAUGACUGUGUUAGUGACAAGUUUGUUUCGGCUAUCAAGACCUUGGGCGGAAGAUAAAGCUGCCGGAAAAGAGAGCGGUACUGAUUCCAAACAAACCCGAAGCAGUAAAAAACAAUUUUCCACCUUGCACAUAAGUGACGAAAAAUCGCAAUAUGCCAUGAAGAAAAGGUCCUCUGUCAUUCGAAGG